Messenger RNA from Nicotiana tabacum (common tobacco), 3057 nucleotides. RefSeq names its product neutral/alkaline invertase 3, chloroplastic. The record is from RefSeq and is a predicted model, not a curated record. Gene Ontology annotation, biological process: sucrose catabolic process. Lineage: Eukaryota; Viridiplantae; Streptophyta; Magnoliopsida; Solanales; Solanaceae. Gene Ontology annotation, molecular function: sucrose alpha-glucosidase activity; endo-alpha-N-acetylgalactosaminidase activity. Gene Ontology annotation, cellular component: chloroplast.
GAAACUUUAAUGUUUUUUUUUCAUUUGAUUUUAUGCAUGGCAAUUGGGUUAUUGCCACAGUUCAAGAUUCCAUGUGGGUUCAUCUUUGCUCGUUCUUUUAAGAAGUAAUUAGUGAUAUUGUUUAAGAAAUUUUUGUUUUUGUGUAUACCCACUUUGUAAUUAAGUGAAAUUUGUGGGCUUACUGGGGUAUGAGUAAUUGAUUAAAAAGAUGGAAUUUUUAGAUGACUUACUGUUGGUCAAAUGUUAGUAUGAAAUAAGAUUUUAGUAUAAGUGAAUUAUAGAAGAUUUAAAGCUAAAAAUAGUGGAUUAUUUAUUGUUCAUCAGCAGCAAUGGGAGUUUAUUGACUGAGUUGAGAUCUUCUUCACUUUUAUUUUAUAUGAUCCAUGUAAAGGAGGAAAUACCUAAAUUCUGCACAAUUGUUGGCUAUAUUUGACAAGCAAUUUUGAAUUCCAAUUAAUUUCGUUAUCUGAUGAAAUAAUGUCCUCCUUUCUAGUGUCUCCAAUUUUGAAGUAGUUGAGAGUAACUUGUUCCUUUUUCAAGUAGUGCAAUUUUUGAAUAUCUUGUAGAAUUUUUAUCUCCAUAAAGAAUACUAUGAAGUAGAUUUUUGGAGGAUUAUGCUCCAAAGUGGGAUGCAAUGAGAAGGAAAAAGCUAAGCAGAGAAAUUUAUUAUACUUACUUUAUAAAUCGUAUUUUUAGGUAUCUCUCAUUGGAACCAGAGGUAUUGGAUUGUUGAUAAGGAUUCCGGGUGUAGAAGCUGUUCCUUGCCUCAACAUCAGGAAUGAUGGCCACUUCUGAGGCAGUUCUUCAAGUUAUAGGUGGUUCACAGCCUUGUCUUUUUGGAUCUGAUCAUUCUUUCAGGAAAUUGGGAUCAUCUCGUACCUGUAGAUCCUUCAUAAGAUACAGAAGGAAGAGGGUUUCAAAGUAUGUGAAUUUUCUCAACUGUUCAAACACAUCAUAUCGUGCUAUUAGGGCCGAUCACUUUCUGAACACCAGACAACCUGUGCACGGGAAUAUUGCUCAGUCCUAUUUAAGAUCUAUGAACUGCAAAUGCCAGCGAGCUGACAGUGUGAGUAGUACUGCAUCGGAAAAUGGAACCGGGACAUGGUUUGUUGACAAUGACCAGAGCUUCGAUGCAGUUCAUGGUAAUACACCAAGUGUUCUGCAGUUUGAGACAGUAGAAGAGCUUAAAGUAGGAGAGGACUUUCAAUCCAAUGGGAGCUUACCUCCAAAUGGCUCAGUGCAAGAUGCCUUGAACAGAAUAGCUGAAAACUCCAUUGAGGAUGAAGCGUGGGAACUACUACGGGAGUCUAUGGUUUAUUAUUGUGGUAGCCCUGUAGGAACAAUUGCUGCUCAGGACCCAACUAGUUCCAAUGUUGGUGUUCUGAACUACGACCAGGUCUUUAUCCGUGACUUUAUACCUUCUGGUAUAGCUUUUCUGCUGAAGGGAGAAUAUGAGAUUGUUCGCAACUUCAUCCUUCACACUCUUCAGUUGCAGAGCUGGGAAAAAACUAUGGAUUGUCAUAGUCCCGGUCAAGGGCUGAUGCCUGCUAGUUUCAAAGUCCGGACAAUCCCAUUGGAUGGUGAUGAUUCUGCGACAGAAGAGGUACUGGAUCCUGACUUUGGAGAGGCAGCAAUUGGUCGCGUUGCCCCAGUUGAUUCCGGACUAUGGUGGAUUAUUUUGUUACGUGCAUAUGGGAAGAGCUCUGGCGAUCUCUCGGUGCAGGAGAGAAUUGAUGUUCAGACUGGAAUAAAAAUGAUACUAAGACUGUGUCUUGCUGAUGGCUUUGAUAUGUUCCCAACAUUGUUGGUGACUGAUGGUUCAUGCAUGAUAGAUCGCCGUAUGGGAAUUCAUGGUCACCCUUUGGAGAUUCAGGCACUGUUUCAUUCAGCACUGCUUUGUGCUCGGGAAAUGCUUACACCAGAGGAUGGAUCAGCUGACCUUAUCCGAGCAUUAAAUAAUCGUCUUGUUGCCUUAUCAUUUCAUAUUAGAGAAUACUAUUGGAUUGAUAUGAAAAAGCUAAAUGAGAUUUACCGGUACAAGACGGAGGAGUACUCCUAUGAUGCAGUUAACAAGUUCAAUAUUUACCCAGAUCAGAUUUCUCCUUGGCUGGUUGAAUGGAUGCCAAACAAAGGUGGAUAUUUGAUUGGAAAUUUGCAACCUGCUCACAUGGAUUUCCGAUUCUUUUCUCUAGGAAACUUGUGGUCUAUUGUCUGCAGUCUUACAACAGACGAUCAGUCACAUGCUAUAUUGGAUCUCAUUGAGGCCAAGUGGGCAGAUCUGGUCGCUGAUAUGCCUUUUAAAAUAUGCUACCCUGCUCUUGAGGGUCAGGAGUGGCAGAUUAUUACAGGGUGUGAUCCCAAGAACACGCCUUGGUCCUACCAUAAUGGAGGUGCAUGGCCAACUUUGCUUUGGCAGCUGGCUGUUGCUUCUAUUAAGAUGAAUAGACCCGAGAUUGCUGCAAAAGCUGUUGAAGUUGCAGAGGAACGCAUAUCACGAGACAAGUGGCCAGAAUAUUAUGACACUAAAAAAGCAAGGUUCGUAGGGAAACAAGCUCGCCUUUUCCAGACUUGGUCAAUAGCUGGAUACCUCGUCGCCAAGCUUCUCCUUGCCAAUCCAAGCGCUGCAAAGAUCCUCAUUACUCAAGAAGACUCUGAGCUUCUCAAUGCCUUCUCUUGUGCUAUCAGUUCUAAUCCCAGAAGAAAGCGCGGUCCAAAAAGUUCCCAGAAGACCUACAUAGUAUGAGAUCAAGUCAGUUCAAGAUUAUGAUGAAAGCAACCCCACAAAUGAUUGGAUGUUACAGUUGUUGAUUGUCUCAUAUUUGACAACAGACAUUCUUCUAUGGGUAGUGACUAUUCAUUGAGCCAGUCAAAGUGUAAAAUAGCUACAGAUUAUUGUUUUGCCUGGUCUUCACAAGCUGAAAUUCUAUUAACAUUUCAGCUUAUAAUAUUUCUGUUCUUCUGUAAACAACAUACUAACUACAGUCAAUACUAAGAAGCUUUUCAACCUCGGACGAUUAAGCGUUGAUGCCUGAAUAUGAAAUGAUUCAGUAUGCAUUA